Plasmodium gallinaceum is the source of this 1023-nucleotide messenger RNA. Its product is annotated as conserved Plasmodium protein, unknown function. The record is from RefSeq and is a predicted model, not a curated record. The transcript has a single exon. Bases 1 to 1023 code for a protein of 340 amino acids. Lineage: Eukaryota; Apicomplexa; Aconoidasida; Haemosporida; Plasmodiidae.
AUGACUAAUAUUAUAAUAAUCUUAAUUUUUUGUUUGUUCAAAGUUAGUUAUGAAAAUAACUAUAAUAAUAAAGAGAAGAUAUGCUAUUAUAUGAAUAUUUUGAAGAAACCAAUUUUUUUUAACUAUUAUAUUUUAAGGAAUAAACGUAAGAAUAGUUGUGAAUAUUUUAUAAAAAAAAAAAAAGAUAAAAGUUUUGAAUUGUUUUCCUUAAAAGAUGUAUUAACAAAUUCUUUGAGUGAUAAAGAUAUUAAUGAGAUAAAGAAUAUAUUUCCAAUAAUUAACGAAAAAUUAUUAAUUUUAGAUAGGAACAACUUUGAAAAUGUGUCAAAUAGUGAAAUAAAUGAUAUAGAUGAUUUAUUAAUUGAAUUUAAUAACAAGCAUUUUAAUUUAAAAGAUAUUAAAGUAAAAAUAAUAGAUAGUGAAAAAAAUGAAAAUGAUAGCUAUUUUAAUUUUGUAAAAGAUGAAAAUGAUUAUUUAAAAAAAAAAGUUGAAAUAUUACAAAGUAGUCCAUUUAAUAAAACAUGUUUCAAAUCAAUACAAGGGAAUAAAUGUGAUAAUUAUAAAAAAAAUUAUGAAAAUAAUUCUGAUGUUGAUGAGGAAUUAUUUUAUGAAUUAGAUGAAACUUUAAAUGAAAAAGAAAAUUCAACUAUUAUAAAUGGUGAAGAAAUAUUGCAGAAUAUCAAUCAAAAAACGGAAAAUAAUGAAAAUGAUGGUAAAUCAUUUUAUCAAUUUUUAAAGAAAUUUUAUUUAGUUAAUAUUUUAUCGCAAAAUCCUAUGAAAAUUAUGUAUAAAUAUUUAGAAUUUAAAGAAUAUUUAUCAUCUUCUAAGGAAAAAUUAAAGAAUUUUUUUGUUAAAGAAUAUCAUUACACCACUCAAAAGAUAAUUUCCGUUUUAAGUCAUGAUUUAAAAAAGAGCAAUGAAACAGGUGAAGAAAAUAAAAAUAAAAAUAAAGGUUUACUUUCAACUAUUUUUGAUUCCAUUUUUUCCCUUUUUUAUUUUCCACAAAAAGACGUUGAGUUAUAA